AUGAGCGACUUCACCAGACUCAUCUUCCAGGCCAUUAACUUCGCUAUCAUCUGUGAGAUCAUCGACGUCUUCGGUACCGUCACCAACGUUAUGAACAUCAUCGUAUUUGUCAAACAAGGCUUCAGUGAUCCCGUCAACGUCAGUCUGCUCGGUUUAGCCAUUUCUGACCUGGGCUGUCUAGUGACCCUUGUCUGGCACAACAUUUGCUUCAACCCGCUGUUCCACGCCGCUGACCUGCCCUUUGACUCCAUUGAGAUGCAGUACCUGACGGGAGGUUGGCCUCACGUGAUCUUCACUCGUGUUACCGCCUGCAUCACUGCCUUCAUUACGUUCGAGCGGUGUCUGUGUAUUGCAAUACCUCUGAAGGUGAAAAACAUAAUCACUCCAAAACGAGUGGUCAUCGUCAUCGUCUCCAUCUUCGUCAUCCUCAUUGGCAGCGUCGCACCAGUUUACUACAGCAACAGAUACGGCAUGAAGUUUUUCCCUGAUCGAAACAAAACUCUUAUCGGUCUUGUUUUCACCGACGACAGGAAAGAAGUUGAGGGAAUCUCUUACGUCAUCAACAAUAUUUUUAUCCCUUUCAGCGCCUUUGCCGUCGUCAUCGUCUGCACUGUCAUUUUGGUCGUCAAGCUACAAAACAAAACAAGAUGGCGGAACGAGUCCACUGCCGCGGGGCAAUCCGACAACUUUUCUAAUCGUGAUCAGAAAGUCACAAAGAUGGUGACAAUGAUUUCCACGUUGUUCAUCAUUUGCUUCACUCCAGUUUCUCUAAUAUUUAUUGGGAAAACUGUAGUUGCUGGACUAUCUAUAGACGGCAGAUAUCACAAUCUGUACUUUGUCCUAUUUUCCUUUGCUUAUAUUCUCGAGUCAACGAAUUCUGCUGUGAACAUCUUCAUUUACUACGAAAUGAGUUCCAAAUACCGUUCUGUGUUUGACGAGACCUUCAGGCGAAAGAAGAAACUAGCAGCCAGCAAGCAAUGA
This is a messenger RNA of Aplysia californica (California sea hare), 981 nucleotides long. Its product is annotated as allatostatin-A receptor. Gene Ontology annotation, biological process: G protein-coupled receptor signaling pathway. The coding region runs from base 1 to 981 and encodes 326 amino acids. Lineage: Eukaryota; Metazoa; Mollusca; Gastropoda; Aplysiida; Aplysiidae. The transcript has 4 exons. The record is from RefSeq and is a predicted model, not a curated record. Gene Ontology annotation, molecular function: G protein-coupled peptide receptor activity. Gene Ontology annotation, cellular component: plasma membrane.